Molecule: messenger RNA, 1864 nt
Organism: Brachypodium distachyon (stiff brome)
Lineage: Eukaryota; Viridiplantae; Streptophyta; Magnoliopsida; Poales; Poaceae
Exons: 1
Coding region: 25-1407 (460 amino acids)
Source: RefSeq, a predicted model, not a curated record
UAGCACCCGCGGCGGAGCAGAGACAUGGAUCAGACGGCGUCGGCGGCCAUGUCCUGUUGCGACGACGCGUCGACCAGCGAAGAUCAGCAGCUGGCGUGCCGUCAAGCUUCGAGGCGGCGUCCGCGUGAACGCGUCCGGUGCGCGCCGGCGCCGGCGCCGCUGGCCGACGUGGUCCGGGAGCACGCGCUGCUGCACCUGACGCCCGCCGCGGCCGCGCGCCUCCGCCUCGUGCACCCGGCCUGGGCGCGCCGCCUGGCCUCCCCGCUCUUCGCCGUGGCGCACGCGGCCACGCCCCGCCGCAUGUCGGGGCUCUUCGUCCCCACCUCCGGCUUCCUCCCCUUCGACUCCUCCGACGCCGUGCCGUCUCGGACGCUCGCCUUCGCGCCGGCCUCGCCGGGCAGCAUCACCGUGCUCUCCUCCUCGCACGGGCUGGCCUGCUGCUUCUCCCCCGCCGACGACGCCUACUUCCUCUGCAACCCUGCCACGGCGUCCUGGGCGCCCGUCCCGUGCCCUCCAUGCCGACCUACCUGGCCGCGCCCGGCCAUGGUCGUCCUCUUCGAUGCGAGCCCCUACAACUUCCGCGGCGACUACGCGCUCGUCUGCGCCGCGGAGGUCGCGCCGGGCUCCGGCGCCUACUGCUUCAAGGUGUUCACGUCGGGCACCGGCGCGUGGCGUGUCGCUGCCGGGGACGACGCGAUCGUCCCUGCCGAGGGGCUCGUGGCCGCGUCGGGCGUGGCAACCGGCGCCGGCGGGAUGAAGACCGCGUGGUGGCGGACGAGCGUCGGCACCGCGGUCGGGUACUCCCCCGCGACGGGGCGCGUCGAGAUCGUGCUGUGCCCCGGCGACAGCGGCAUGUGGGAGAUCGGGUCGGCGGGGGGAAAGCUCCAUUGCGCCGUGCGAGAUGGCAGCGACGUCGCCGUGUUCCGGCUGAUUGGUGAGCACGGGAGCUGCAGCUGGGAGGAGGUCACGCGGGUGUCCGUGACAGAGCUGCUGCCGUCUCGUCAGGUCAAGCUUUCUGAGUCUGAGGGGAGCGGGGAUGAUUGUGAGCUGGAGAGUGCUUCUGUUGCCGUCGUGGAGGAGAAGGAAGUGCGGAGGCUGGACGACGACGGCGUGCGGCUCCUGGGGUUCCAGGGCGGCGCGGCGUGGCCGGAGGUGGUGGUGCUGGCCGGCAGGCGGCUGGUGGCGUUCGACACCCGGACGCGGCGAAGGCGCGAGGUCACCGUGCCGGAUCCAGAGGAGGAGGAGGAGCAGGAUGAGGAACAGCAACGAUGGGAUGGCGCGGAGUACGCCGUGCACACCAACACGCUCGCGCUGGUGGCGCCCGCCGUGCUUGCCGGCGAACCGAUGCUCGUGGAUGAGUCGUUGUCGGCACCGCCGGACGAGGCAGAGUUCGUCGCGUUUUCUUGACUGAACUGUGUUUGGGACUUUGGGCUGCAGUCGUGCAAAAGAAUAUGGCUGACACUGAAAUAAUCAAGCGCGUAGAACUACGAAAUUAAUUUUUCGGGUGAGAAUCUCUGAACGCUGUGUUUGGAGUACAUUAUUAGUUUGAACUUUACUUCGUGUUUGUGCAUGUUCUUAGUGAUUGGGUUACGUUUGGCGAAUUUGGAAAGCACAGAGCUUGCCACAUGCCAAAUUGCCAAGGGCCAUACUUCUCGCAGUCAGCUUAGAGCCAAUCGGAUAAAUGGAUAAUCAAUGUCAGAUUUCCUCGAAUCGUCAAAUUUGGUGGCGAAGUUGAAAUUAUUAAUAUCUACUCCCUCUAUUCGACAAAUAUUUAGAAACGGAGGAAGUACUAAAUAAUACACGUGCAACUAUGUAGCGAUUAUCUAUGUGGGCAUGGCUUAUAGAGACCGCAAAGUUUCACGGU